This is a messenger RNA of Oncorhynchus tshawytscha (Chinook salmon), 1033 nucleotides long. Its product is annotated as olfactory receptor 10G4-like. Gene Ontology annotation, biological process: G protein-coupled receptor signaling pathway. Bases 62 to 1033 code for a protein of 323 amino acids. Gene Ontology annotation, molecular function: G protein-coupled receptor activity; olfactory receptor activity. Gene Ontology annotation, cellular component: membrane. The record is from RefSeq and is a predicted model, not a curated record. NCBI's taxonomy places the organism in Eukaryota, Metazoa, Chordata, Actinopteri, Salmoniformes, Salmonidae. The transcript has a single exon.
CUAUAGAGUUGUUGUGUUUAUAUAUCAUCUUUAUGUCUGUGUAGGCUGAUGCUUGUGUAGGAUGUCUUCAGUGAAUUUCACUGGGAAGAAUGUGGAGGAGUUUACCAUCACUGGCUUCGACCACCUCUCUCACCAGAAGCUCCUGGGCUUCCUCAUCUUCAUCACCUAUUUCCUUGUGCUUCUGGGAAGCGGCACCAACAUCUGCAUCAUUUUGACGGACAGACGGCUGCACACGCCCAUGUACCUCCUCAUCUGUAACCUGGCCGUGGUGGACAUCAUGUUCACCUCCAGCACCAGCACCACCAUGAUCUCUGUCCUGCUGGGCGAGGUCAAAACCAUCUCCUACUACUCCUGCAUAUCACGCAUGUACAUCUACCACCUGUGUGACAUCACAGGGUGUCUGGCCCUGUCCGUGAUGGCUUUGGACCGAACCAUCGCUAUCAGCAACCCUCUUAGGUACCACAGCAUCCUGACUAACGCACGAAUAUUUGUGUUAAUCAUAGCUUCCUGGUUCAUAGGUAUAAUAUGCUUAGGAAUUGCUCUUGCUUGGGCAGACUUUGACAACCUUCCAUACUGCCAGCCAAUCAUUAGGUACGUCUUUUGUGAUUACCCAGCUUUAAUCAGGGCUGCCUGUGUCAACCCUGAACCUUACUUCCUGAUUCCCACCAUUCUGGCUCUAUGGCUCCUCGCGGGCCAGUUUCCCUUAAUUAUACUGUCAUACAUUAAAAUCAUCUACACACUCCUGAGACUGCCAAACAGUGAGAGCAGAGCACAGGGGUUUAAUACCUGUAUUUGUCACAUUAUUGUGGUGUCCUGUUACUACGCUCCCAAGUUAGUCUCUGUGUUGUUGACGAGGAUAGGGGUGAGGCUGAAUCUGACGGAGCGUAAUGCUUUAAUGAUUAUAGCCACGCUGUUACCUUCUCUGAUCAACCCUACAAUCUACUGUCUGAAGACCAAGGAGAUUAGAAAGAGAUUGGUUCAGAUACUGUCUAGAAAAAAAAGAACUGUAUCAAUAAAAUGUCAAAAAGGGUGA